Messenger RNA from Hippocampus zosterae (dwarf seahorse), 1010 nucleotides. RefSeq names its product succinate dehydrogenase complex, subunit B, iron sulfur (Ip) (gene sdhb). Gene Ontology annotation, biological process: respiratory electron transport chain; tricarboxylic acid cycle; aerobic respiration. Gene Ontology annotation, molecular function: electron transfer activity; 2 iron, 2 sulfur cluster binding. The transcript has 8 exons. NCBI's taxonomy places the organism in Eukaryota, Metazoa, Chordata, Actinopteri, Syngnathiformes, Syngnathidae. The record is from RefSeq and is a predicted model, not a curated record. The coding region runs from base 85 to 936 and encodes 283 amino acids. Gene Ontology annotation, cellular component: mitochondrial membrane.
AGUGCUCUCACCAAUUUGUGACGCUACAGCGUUGGAUUGUGGGGCGUAGAGGAAGUGGAGGUCAGCAGAACAGAAACCCCAAACAUGUCGGUAGCCUUUCUUACGUCCUUGAACCGCUGUGGUUUGUUGUCGCUGCGCUCCUCAGCUGGUUUAGAGGCAAUACGUUAUGCGCAGACAGCAGCCGCUCCAGCAGCACAGCCACGAAUUAAGAAGUUCCAGGUGUACAGAUGGGACCCAGACACUCCAGGAGACAAGCCUCGCAUGCAGACCUUCGACAUCGACCUGAACACAUGUGGCCCGAUGGUACUUGAUGCCCUAAUCAAGAUCAAAAACGAAAUGGAUUCCACGCUGACUUUCCGUCGCUCCUGCAGAGAAGGUAUCUGUGGCUCAUGUGCAAUGAACAUCAACGGUGGAAACACACUGGCCUGCCUCAACAAGAUUGACACUAACCUCAGCAAAGCAACCAAGAUUUACCCCCUUCCACAUAUGUAUGUGGUCAAAGACCUGGUACCUGACAUGAGCAACUUCUACGCUCAGUACAAGUCCAUUGAGCCCUACCUGAAGAAGAAGGAUGAGUCCCAGGAGGGGAAAGAGCAGUACACACAGUCUGUGGAGGAUAGACAGAAACUGGACGGGCUAUACGAGUGUAUCCUUUGCGCCUGCUGCAGCACCUCCUGCCCCAGCUAUUGGUGGAAUGGAGACAAAUACCUCGGACCUGCCGUGCUCAUGCAGGCUUAUCGCUGGAUGAUCGACUCGCGGGACGACUUUACAGAGGAGCGUCUGUCCAAGCUACAAGAUCCCUUCUCUCUCUACCGCUGUCACACCAUCAUGAACUGCACCAAGACGUGCCCCAAGGGCCUGAACCCGGGGAAAGCCAUAGCGGAGAUCAAGAAGAUGAUGGCCACCUAUAAGGAGAAGAAAGCAGCUGCGGUUUGAGCACCCAGGUGUCCUCUGUACCCAAUAUCAUUAAAUUAUAUGUAAUUGAUUCUAAAACAUGCAUCUUGAUUGAC